AUGACUUUUGCGAGGUCUUUGGCCAUGAAAGCAGUGCAGGAGCAGGCCAACCGCGAUGCCCACGAUACUGCGACUUGCGAGCGCUGGGUGAACUCCCAGGUUGUCAGCAUCAAAUCGACAUGCAGAGCCGCCAGCAAGCGCUGCGAAUUCUCCGCUGAGAUAACAGACAGCUUGCCGUUCCUAUAUCAGCAAGAAGGUCAGAAGAAGCUCCUGAAGGAACUUCGAGCUCGUCUGGAAAAGCUUGGCUUCACCAAGCUACAGGUCUCUCAAGAGGUUUCUGAUGAAGCUGGGAAAGUCCGUGUUUCCAUGUCCUGGGCUGGCCUGGGGCCUUCGGAGCCUUCGCCCAAGUGCUGCAAGUGCUUUGCCUUCUUGUGGACUCUGCCCAUGCUGCUCACCAAAGGAUUUCGCAAGACUGCCCAGACUGAGAAGCGGUUCGCCAGCCCGCUGAAGCUCCCGCUGAAGUCGCAGAAUGCGGAGAGGAGUUGCCGUCCGUGGAACACGUCGGAGCUCUCCUGCUGA
This is a messenger RNA of Symbiodinium sp. CCMP2456, 519 nucleotides long. Lineage: Eukaryota; Dinophyceae; Suessiales; Symbiodiniaceae. The record is from the annotation of a GenBank genome assembly.